AUGUCCCUCACCCCCGCUCUCUCGCUCUAUCGGCGCUCGCUGAAGCUGUCCCUUGACUGGGCUGUCCACCGAUCAGUGUGGCGGGGACAAGCCGUUUAUAUUCGCUCCCUCUUCGAAGCCAACAAGGACGUCCGCGAUCCUCGCCAGCAACAGGUAUUGCUGCGCGAAACAGAGAAGAUCCUCGAGGAGUGGAAACACCCCGAUCCUUACCGCCAUCCCACUGCCCCCGGUGGUACGUUUACGCCCUUCUGGACUUUGAUAUUUGCCGGAUGGCAUGCUCCGGACUCCAACUUACGCUGGUCACAGGAAACAAAUGGGAGAGAGAAACUUGCCCGCUCGCAUUCUACCAUACGCCGCGCCCCGGCCGCCCACUAA
Messenger RNA from Penicillium cosmopolitanum, 375 nucleotides. Its product is annotated as NADH dehydrogenase [ubiquinone] 1 beta subcomplex subunit 9. The transcript is spliced from 4 exons. Gene Ontology annotation, biological process: mitochondrial electron transport, NADH to ubiquinone. NCBI's taxonomy places the organism in Eukaryota, Fungi, Ascomycota, Eurotiomycetes, Eurotiales, Aspergillaceae. Bases 1 to 375 code for a protein of 124 amino acids. The record is from RefSeq and is a predicted model, not a curated record.